AUGCGUGCAGUUAUACAAAGGGUUCAUAAGGCGGCAGUGCUUGUCGGCGAAGAAUUGAUCUCAUCCAUUGACCGUGGAAUCUGCGUUUUGAUUGGUUUGAAUCGGGACGACAGUGACGAGGAUGCGGAGUAUAUUGCUCGGAAGUUGGUUAAUGUGAGACUUUUCGAGAAUAAAGAAACUGGAAAACGAUGGGAUAAAAGUGUCAAAGAUAUGCAAUAUGAAAUCCUAUGUGUCAGUCAGGUAAUAUCUUCGAUAUAA
Anisakis simplex (herring worm) is the source of this 258-nucleotide messenger RNA. NCBI's taxonomy places the organism in Eukaryota, Metazoa, Nematoda, Chromadorea, Rhabditida, Anisakidae. The record is from the annotation of a GenBank genome assembly.